AUGACUCGUCGAUUCCAUAGCUUUACAAUUCUUAUAACAAGCAUAACAACAUCAGCAGCCGCCACAUUUCGCCUGACACGUUUGAUUCAUCGACGACAAGAGAACCUUUCAAAUCAAUCAAAUUCAAAUGAAAAUAAUACAACUAAACUAUCGAACAUAGUACUUGAAUCGAAAUAUAAUUUAUCAAAUAAAGAUAACAAUGUAUAUAUACCAAUUGAAUCAACUAAUGCAGUCAUAACUGCAAUUUAUCAACAAGCUUUACAUUAUAUAAAAUUAACUCAUUCAACAAAUACUCAUAUACGUCAACGUGAUCUUAUUCAUUUAGCUAAAUUAAAUAAUUUACCUUCAAUUUAUUAUACAAUUAUUGGUCAACAACUUGAUUAUCAUUCAGCUAUAAGGUUAGCUCGAACUUAUGAAGCUAAUUCAAAUUUAUUUCCUAUUGAUCCACCAUAUACAUUUUCAAUUGGAAAUAAAAAAGUAUUUACCACAGGUAAUAUAGAAAAUCUCAAUGAUGAUGAUGAUGAUGUACUAUUACAUACUAUAAAAGAAUUUCUUAAUAAAUUAAUUGAUGAUAAAAAAACGUCCUUUAGAUAUAUUAAGUCAACAUUAUCUGAAAUUGGUAAGAAAAGUAGAAUGAAGAAAAUUAUCAUUCUAUAG
This is a messenger RNA of Rotaria sordida, 657 nucleotides long. The record is from the annotation of a GenBank genome assembly. Lineage: Eukaryota; Metazoa; Rotifera; Eurotatoria; Philodinida; Philodinidae.